Lottia gigantea (owl limpet) is the source of this 987-nucleotide messenger RNA. RefSeq lists its product as hypothetical. NCBI's taxonomy places the organism in Eukaryota, Metazoa, Mollusca, Gastropoda, Lottiidae. The transcript has 2 exons. The coding region runs from base 1 to 987 and encodes 328 amino acids. The record is from RefSeq and is a predicted model, not a curated record.
AUGGCAAAUGAAAUAUUAGAUCCAAUCUUAAGAUUAUAUGAUCCGAUUCGUUAUUCGUUUAACAAGAAAAAAGAGUAUUAUAUUAUCAUCUCACCGACUGUUGGUUCUAAAUCCCAAUUGAAUGAUGGUGGUAGAAUUACCUUCGAAAUAAAUUCUUAUUUCAGAUGCGAUUUCAAAAUGAAAGAUGGAACUCAGAAUCAAGUUCCUCAAACUAAUACAACGUUAGAAAACAAUUUCUUUCCAUCUUUAUUUAGCGAGAUGGUUUUGGAAGCUGGUUCAAAUCCGAUAGAAACAAUUAAACACCCUGGGGAAUUCGACACAAUGUUGAAAACAGUUUUAUAUCCUAAAGAUUUCGAUUCAGUCUCAGGUUGGAUAACCGAUGUUGGCGAUGGAAGUUUUUUAAAAGAACCGGUAAGAAAUCUUGCAAAUGAUGCUGAUUUAGAUAGAGUGAGAGUUGUAGCUCGAAACACAAUAGAAAGUGUAGCACGAGCAGCUAAUCAUGGAUUCGAAAAACGAGUACUUCAGUAUAAUAAUGUUGUUGAGAAUAAUAGAGACGAUAUAGAUUUAGAAAGAAUUGACGCGAAUGUAAAAAAGGGUGGAUUUAUAUUUUCCCUACCUUCCCUAAUAUUUGCUGGUAUUACCGCGGCGGCUACAGUAGCUGGUGCUACAGCUGGUGGAGUAAGCGUUUCCAACGAAAAGAAAGCUGCUAUUGCAGAAGCUGCUGCUACAAAAGCUGCCGAAGAAAAGAAAGCAGCCGAAGAACAUAGACACAAUUCUAAAAUGGAAAAGUUGGCAGCAGAGGUUAAAAAACCUAAAACGGAAAAGAAAUGUUCAGGAGUGGGAGAUAUGAUAGGCACAAUGAAAGAAUUUGGAAAAAGAUUUAGUGAAGAAACCAAGAAAACUGUUAAACAAGGAUUAAAUAAAUUAGUAGAUAGUAUUGACACAGGAGAAAUCAAAGUCAAACAUAAGGGUAAUGGAAUAUUUUAA